AUGUUCUCUCGACUCAGCACCAACCUUACCCGCCGUGUGGCAUUGACUGCACGAUAUGGUUGCCGAUCUAUCACCACACAUUCUCAGCUUCCUGAAGAGCACAAAAUGAUCUAUGACAUGUGCCGAAAGUUUGCUGAUGAAGAACUUGCUCCCAACGCAGGAGAAUGGGAUAAGAAGCACGAGUUCCCAACAGAUGCGAUUGCUCAACUCGCAGAACUCGGAUUGAUGGGAAUCAAUGUGCCUGAAUCAAUGGGAGGUGUAGGAUUGGAUGCCUUAAGUUAUGCCAUUGUAAUGGAAGAGAUCUCCCGUGGUUGCGCAAGUACUGGCGUCAUCUGCUCGGCCCACAAUAGCCUGUAUUUGUAUCCAGUUGUAGAGUUUGGGACUCCAGAGCAGCAUGAGAAAUGGGUGACUCCCUUUGCCGGUGGAUCUGAAUCACUUCAGAUUGGUUGUUUUGGAUUGUCAGAGCCGGGCAAUGGUAGCGAUGCUGGUGCCGCAACGACAACUGCCACUAGAGAUGGAGACGACUGGAUUAUCAAUGGAACAAAGGCUUGGAUUACGAAUGCCUACGAAGCUAGCGCGGCAGUUGUUUUCGCCACCACUGACAAGAGUCUCAAACACAAAGGAAUCUCUGCGUUCAUUGUCCCCAACGAUGCAGAGGGCUUUAGCUUGGGUGCCAAAGAGGACAAACUUGGAAUCCGUGCGUCGUCAACUGCAAACUUGAUCAUGGAAAAUGUUCGAAUCUCAGGAGAUAAUCUCCUUGGUGAAGAAGGCCAAGGUUUCAAGAUCGCCAUGCAAACACUCGACGGUGGUAGAAUUGGAGUCGCUGGACAAGGUUUGGGAAUCGCAUCGGCAGCUAUCGACUGUGCAGUGAACUAUGCACUUGAGCGCACCGCUUUUGGCAAACCCAUUGCCAACUUUCAGAUGAUUCAGCACAAGAUCAGCGAAAUGGUCCUAGCUAGAGAUUCUGCCCGUCUGUUGACAUGGAGAGCAGCUCAAAUGAAAGACGCCGGCGAAAACUACACGAGAGAGGCUGCGAUGGCGAAGCUAGCAGCCAGUGAAGCUGCUACCAUGUGUGCUCAUCAGUCGAUUCAAAUCCUGGGUGGUAUGGGUUACGUCACAGAAAUGCCUGCAGAGCGUCAUUAUCGAGAUGCAAGAAUUACAGAAAUCUAUGAGGGAACGUCCGAGGUCCAGCAUCUUGUUAUCUCGAAUGAUGUCUUGAAGGAGUACAAAUCGAGUUAUUGA
Molecule: messenger RNA, 1242 nt
Organism: Cylindrotheca closterium
Lineage: Eukaryota; Bacillariophyta; Bacillariophyceae; Bacillariales; Bacillariaceae
Source: the annotation of a GenBank genome assembly